CUGUAACGCUGACGUCAUGACGCACAGCCGGUAGUGUCACGCAGAGCGUACGGUUGUUGUGGCGAGGUCAUGUUUCUCAACAAUGAACUUGGUCCGAAAACGCCUCAGACCCAGCCCGUCCAGACCUUCCCCCCCCCGGCCACAGAGCCCCACGCUCCCAUGAUGCAUUGCAGCAUCCUGCAGGGGGGGAGGAGGAGGAGGAGGAGGAGGGAUACCUGGUGGUAGAGGAAGAUACAGACUCCAGCCUCAUCAUCACCAUGGAGGAGAGUCAGGUGGAGGUGAAGGCAGCGAGGAGGAAAUCGGUGAGAAAGAGGAAGAAGAGAAUGACGGAGGAGGAGGAGGAAAGGGGCGGGGCUUCAGAGAGCGAGGAGGAGGAGCCUGUGGAUAUCGACAGGCAGCUUGACCAAUCACUGGAGACCAAAUCCAAACAGCACAAUCUGACCACCGUGAACGUCAGGAACAUCAUCCAUGAAGUGAUCACUAACGAGCACGUGGUGGCCAUGAUGAAAGCUGCCAUCAAUGACACCGAGGCUGUGCCCGCUUUCGUGAGUCUCUCGUCCAAUCAGAAGCUCUCAUUCACCUGUGCUCACCUGCUGAGCUUCAUGUGUCUUUAUCUCCUGCAGGAACCCAAGAUGACCCGGGCGAAGUUCAAAGAGGUGGUGGAGAAAGGAGUGGUGAUCCCAGCAUGGAACCUGUCUCCCAUCAAGAAGACCAGCGACGCCAACAAGGCUCCUCAGUUCGUGGACAUCCAGCUGGCGGAGGAAGACUCCUCUGAUGAAGAGUAUCAUCCUGAUGAAGACGAGGAAGACGAGACCGCAGAGGAC
Molecule: messenger RNA, 824 nt
Organism: Trematomus bernacchii (emerald rockcod)
Lineage: Eukaryota; Metazoa; Chordata; Actinopteri; Perciformes; Nototheniidae
Product: GON-4-like protein
Biological process (GO): regulation of DNA-templated transcription
Cellular component (GO): nucleus
Molecular function (GO): transcription coregulator activity
Source: RefSeq, a predicted model, not a curated record